UGCUUCCUGAACUCAGCUCUGACCCCUGACGGAGACAUGAGCCAUCAUCCGGAGUCUGCGGGGCCCGGCGAGGCCCUCGGCCUGUCUGCAUCUCUGUCUCCUCCUCCGCGUUGCCAUGGUGAUGAAGAAGAGGAGGACCUGAACAAAGUAUUUGAAGUUCAGUGUUUUCCGCAGAUCUUUGGUCCUGCAGCGUUCAGUCCGCCAGACAAAUACCGAGUCUAUGACGAGCAGGAUUUUGAAGAUCAUCGUCACUGUUCUCUCCAGGUCCAGCAUCCUCUGUCCAAACCUCCCGCUGACAUCAAGAGGAAGAGGACCAGUGAGGACAGGAGGGAUGGGAGGAGAGGCUCUGCCCCCAGCGCCGCGACCACCAUAGAAGAAGACCAGGAGGAGGAGUCCUGCAGUCAGACCUCCAGAGACCUGCCCACCACUUCUACCAAUCAAAACAGCCUCUCACGUGGCAGCACCAUGAUGAGCGUUGCCACUGACGACACUGACGAGGUUGGAGCGUUGACGUCGGUCGACUUGGACGGAAUCAAGAGUCACCGAUUGGACGAUGUUCCGGCCGUGCGGCGUCACUUGGUGAGGCGGAGCUGCAGAGGACCAGUCGUCCACAUCAGCAAAGAUCAGAUCGUCGGUCAGUCACAGCUCCGACCGGACCGAACGCCUCACGAGGUGUUUGUGGAGCUGAACGAGCUGAUGAUUGACAGGAACCAUGAGCUGCAGUGGAGGGAGACAGCUCGCUGGAUCAAGUUUGAGGAGGAGGUGGAGGAGGAGACGGAGCGUUGGGGUCGACCUCACGUCGCCUCGCUCUCCUUCCGUUCGCUGCUCGAGCUCCGAAAAACCAUCUCCCAUGGGGCGGUGCUUCUGGACCUGAAGCAGAGGACGCUGCCGGACAUCGCCCAGCAGGUGGCGGAGCAGAUGGUGAUCUCAGAUCAGAUCAAAGCUGAGGAUCGGACCAGCGUCCUGAGAGCUCUGCUGCUCCGACACAGUCAUCCCAGUGAUGAGAAAGAUCACAGCUCGUUCAGCAGGAACAUCUCAGCUGCCAACAUGGCCGCCCUGAUUGACAAACACAAUGGCCAAUCAGAGCUCCCCCAAAACCUGACCAAUCACAAAGAGGCUGACCCAGAGAAGACCAAGAGAGAAGCCCCACCCCUCUGUCACCCCAGAUCCAAACAUGAAGCAAAGCUGAUGGAGAAGAUCCCAGAGAGAGCUGAGGCCACCGUGGUUCUCGUAGGCAGUGUGAGCUUCCUGGAUCAGCCCUCCAUGGUGUUUGUGCGGCUGCAGGAGGCGGUCCUGCUCGAGUCUGUUCUGGAAGUCCCCGUCCCUGUGAGGUUCCUUUUCUUGCUGCUGGGCCCACCCGUCACUAACAUCGACUAUCACCAGAUCGGACGCUCCAUCUCCACACUUAUGUCAGACAAGCACUUCCAUGAGGCAGCGUACCAGGCUGACGACCGCCAGGAUCUGCUGACAGCCAUCAACCGUUUCCUGGACUGCAGCGUCGUCCUGCCUCCCUCAGAGGUUGAUGGGGACGAGCUCCUGCACUCUGUCGCUCGCUUCCAAAGACAAAUGCUCCAAAAGAGGGAGGAGGAGCAGGGCAGCAAACUGCAGGAGAAACCGUCGAGUAUUCAGCAGCAUGAAGAUUCCCUGGUUCCCUCCAAACCCAGCGACGAGCCCCUGAGGCGUUCAGGUCGUCUGUUUGGAGGUCUGAUCAAAGACAUGGCUCGACGUUACCCUCAGUACCUCAGUGACAUCAGAGAUGCUCUGAACCCUCAGUGCAUGGCCGCCAUCAUCUUCAUCUACUUUGCUGCCCUGUCACCUGCAAUCACCUUUGGUGGACUGUUAGGUGAGAAAACAGAGGGUCUGAUUGGUGUGUCGGAGCUGAUUGUUGCCACGGCGAUGCAGGGCAUAGUGUUCAGCGUGUUGGGUGCUCAGCCUCUGCUGGUGAUCGGCUUCUCUGGACCGCUGCUGGUGUUUGAAGAGGCCUUCUACACUUUUUGUAAAAGCAAUGGGAUCGAGUAUUUGACGGGCCGGGUGUGGAUCGGGUUCUGGCUGGUGCUACUUGUUCUCCUCACUGUGGCCUUUGAGGGAAGCAUCCUUGUUCGCUUUGUCUCCCGCUUCACUCAGGAGAUUUUCUCCUUCCUCAUUUCCCUCAUUUUCAUCUACGAGACCUUCGCCAAAACGGUCAAGAUCUUUCAGGAGCAUCCUCUCAAAAACUGUUACCAUGGAAACAACACAGUAUCUCCAUUUCCCUGCAACUAUACAACUGUUGCUGGGAAUCCUGGGAAGGUUGUUGGAGAGCCCAACACUGCCCUGCUGUCGUUACUGCUCAUGGCGGGAACGUAUUUCAUCGCUUUCUACCUCCGCAAGUUCAAGAACAGCUCCUUCUUCCCCGGCAGGCUCCGUAGGAUCAUCGGAGACUUUGGGGUCCCCAUUGCUAUCCUCAUCAUGGUGUUGGUGGACUACAGUGCGGAGGACACCUACACCCAGAAACUCAAUGUGCCCAGUGGAUUCUCUGUCUCCAGUCCAGAGAAGCGUGGUUGGAUGAUUUCUCCUUUGGGAUCGGACGGGCAGUUCCCCAUUUGGAUGAUGGGCGCAAGCAUUCUGCCGGCCAUCCUCGUCUUCAUCCUCAUCUUCAUGGAGUCCCAGAUCACAGCACUGAUUGUCAGUAAAAAGGAGAGGAUGCUGGUGAAGGGAACUGGUUUUCACCUGGACCUCCUCAUCAUUGUGGUGGUGGGUGGAAUCUCAGCUCUGUUUGGUUUGCCUUGGCUGUCAGCUGCAACAGUUCGGUCCGUCACCCACACCAACGCCCUCACCGUCAUGAGCAAAGCUGUUGCCCCUGGCGACAAGCCCCGCAUCCAGGAAGUGAAGGAGCAGAGGGUGACUGGCUUCCUGGUGGCUGUGUUAGUGGGUCUGUCCAUCGUGAUCGGAGAGGUUCUGCGUCAGAUCCCUCUAGCGGUGCUUUUUGGGAUCUUCCUCUACAUGGGUGUGAUGUCUCUGAACGGGAUCCAGCUCACCGAGAGGCUCAUCCUGCUCCUGAUGCCCUCAAAGUACCACCCUAAUCAAAGCUACGUCCGCAAGGUACGGACGUUAAGAAUGCACAUGUUCACUAUUGUCCAGCUGACCUGUCUGUCUCUCCUGUGGGUCGUCAUGGCGACGGCAGCAGCACUAGCUUUCCCCUUUGUGUUGCUGCUGACGAUACCUGUGAGGAUGCUGCUGCUGCCUCAUCUUUUCAGCCGCAGAGAGCUGCAGAGUCUGGAUGCUGAUGACAUGGAGUCUCACCUGGAGGAGAAGGAGGGGCAGGACGAGUACUCACAGCUGCAGAUGCCCGUGUGACCCGGUAGCAGCAUGAUGAUUGGUCGAUCUUGCCAGAUGGACUGAUCCUGCGCCCCCCUUCAGUAGCAUCCAACAUGUAUCCUGUAGGAGGGGGGGUUGUUCUGGUUCUUAGUUCUUAAAUCUGGUUCAGUUCUGGUUCAGGUCUGGUUCAGAGCUGGUUCAGGUCUGGUUUAGUUCUGGUUCAGUUCUGGUUCAAGCCUGGUUAGUUCUGGUUCAGGUCUGAUUUACUUCUGGUUCAGGUCGGGUUAGUUCCAGUUAGUUCUGGUUCAAGUCGGGUUAGUUCUGGUUCAGUUCUGAUUCAGGUCGGGUUAGUUCUGGUUCAGUUGUGGUUCAGGUAUGGUUUAGUUCUGGUUCAGGUCUGGUUAGUUUCAGUUCAGGUCUGAUUUACUUCUGGUUCAGGUCGGGUUGGUCCCAGUUGGUUCUGGUUCAAGUCGGGUUAGUUCAGGUUUAGGUCUGGUUUAGUUCUGGUUCAGGUCUGGUUCAGUUCUGGCUCAGGCCUGGUUAUUUCUGAUUCAGGUCUGAUUUACUUCUGGUUCAGGUCGGGUUAGUUCCGGUUAGUUCUGGUUCAGGUCUGGUUUAGUUCUGGUUCAGGUCUGGUUCAUUUCUGGUUCAGGUAAGGUUAGUUUUGGGUCAAGUCUGAUUUACUUCUGGUUCAGGUCUGGUUAGUUCCGGUUGAUUCUGGUUCAGGUCUGGUUUAGGUAUGGUUCAGGUCUGAUUUACUUCUGGUUCAGGUCUGGUUAGUUCUGGUUACUUCUGGUUCAGGUCGGGUUAGUUCCGGUUAGUUCUGUUUCAGGUCGGGUAAGUUCUUGUUCAGUUCUUGUUCAGUUCUGGUUAGUUCUGGUUAGUUCUGGUUAGUUCCGGUUCAGGUUGGGUGAUUUUGGGUUCAGAUCUGAUUCAGGUCUGGUUAGUUCUGGUUCAGGCCUUGUUCUGUCUCUCAUUAACUGAAACUUUCUGUUGUAUGUGUAACUGUUUGUUUCCUCAUCAUUAAAUACAAAUGAUCUGA
This is a messenger RNA of Hippoglossus stenolepis (Pacific halibut), 4336 nucleotides long. It is a transcript of the gene slc4a2a, whose product is annotated as solute carrier family 4 member 2a. The record is from RefSeq and is a predicted model, not a curated record. Gene Ontology annotation, molecular function: monoatomic anion transmembrane transporter activity; solute:inorganic anion antiporter activity. Gene Ontology annotation, biological process: monoatomic anion transport; transmembrane transport; bicarbonate transport. Gene Ontology annotation, cellular component: plasma membrane; apical plasma membrane; basolateral plasma membrane. The transcript is spliced from 21 exons. NCBI's taxonomy places the organism in Eukaryota, Metazoa, Chordata, Actinopteri, Pleuronectiformes, Pleuronectidae. Bases 37 to 3333 code for a protein of 1098 amino acids.